Corylus avellana is the source of this 1364-nucleotide messenger RNA. RefSeq names its product putative phytol kinase 3, chloroplastic. NCBI's taxonomy places the organism in Eukaryota, Viridiplantae, Streptophyta, Magnoliopsida, Fagales, Betulaceae. The record is from RefSeq and is a predicted model, not a curated record. Gene Ontology annotation, molecular function: kinase activity.
UGGUUUUGACUUUGGGGGGUGAAAGAGACUGUAGUUAAAAAGGUUGUGCUUGUGCGCGUGAGAGAGAAUAAUCAAACGGGUAAAGAUAUUGAGCACGCAACAUAGGGGUUCCAUUUUGGAUUUAUUUUCAUUCGUCUGUUUGUUUCCCGUGUCUGAAACUCUGCCACGCGAAUACUUGGCCGGUUGGCCCACACUACAUUAAGAUUGAAGCCUUCCAGACCCAGACAGACCAGAGUACUGAACCGGGACGCCAAGCCACCGGCUGCUACUAUGGUGCUUGAGAACCCGGUCGUCUCCGAUAUCUGCGCCACCCUCUUGAGCGGUUGCAUCGUGCUGUCGAUUCUUCGAGUCUGGGUAGAGACCGCCAAACGAGGGUUCUUCGACCAGAAGUUGAAUCGGAAGCUUGUGCAUAUAAGCAUCGGGCUGGUUUUCAUGCUUUGCUGGCCUCUGUUCAGUUCUGGGCAUCGGGGGGCCAUUUUAGCAUCUCUUGUUCUGGGCAUCAAUAUCAUACGAAUGCUUCUCUUGGGACUUGGAAUAAUGAAAGAUGAGGCUAUAGUGAAGUCAAUGAGCAGACACGGAGACUAUAGGGAACUUCUCAAGGGACCACUCUACUAUACUAUAACAAUCACUUUGGCUUGUAUAAUUUAUUGGAGAACUUCCCCCAUUUCAAUUGCAGCAAUCUGUAACCUCUGUGCUGGGGAUGGUUUAGCUGACAUUAUUGGAAGGCGGUUUGGUGGUGAUAAAAUUCCCUACAACAGAGACAAAUCUGUAGCUGGCAGUGUAGCAAUGGUGUCUGGCGGAUUUUUGGCAUCUGUAGGGUAUAUGUACUAUUUCUCCUUAUUUGGAUUUGUUCGGGGAAAUUGGGAAAUGGUUUUGGGCUUUUUGGUUGUGUCUCUUGCCUCAGCACUGGUGGAAUCACUCCCUAUAAGCACUGAGCUUGAUGACAACCUGACAGUUCCCUUGACUUCCAUAUUGGUGGGCACUCUUGUUUUCUGAUUUCAGUAGUUAAGGAAAGCAAACUUGAUGAACAGAGGGAAGUGUUGGGAUUGACCUGACGUAGGGGUGGAUAAUGUAUUUGUUGUAUACUAAAAUUUUGGACAAUUUUAGGACAAGAGAGCCAACUCUUAUUAGGCUUGUAAGAUUAAUUGCACUUGUAUGCCUAUGGGGCUCCUUCUCAAGUGCAUCCUUUUGUUUGGGGUUUGGACAAGACGUUUCUAUUUCAAAUGAAAUUGAUAGAAUCAAUUCAUGUAUAUGAUGUCAUAUUAUUUAAAUUUUUUAAAAGACUAUUAAUAUUGACAUAAUGUACACCGUUGUAUCCAUUUGAAAUGGAGAAUCAUAUUCACUGUGGUUUACCCUUUGUGCCA